Daldinia caldariorum is the source of this 2681-nucleotide messenger RNA. Its product is annotated as GTP-binding protein lepa. The record is from RefSeq and is a predicted model, not a curated record. Gene Ontology annotation, cellular component: mitochondrion. The transcript has a single exon. NCBI's taxonomy places the organism in Eukaryota, Fungi, Ascomycota, Sordariomycetes, Xylariales, Hypoxylaceae. Bases 326 to 2386 code for a protein of 686 amino acids. Gene Ontology annotation, biological process: positive regulation of translation. Gene Ontology annotation, molecular function: mitochondrial ribosome binding; GTPase activity; GTP binding.
AUUUACCUUUGCAUUCACAUAAUUACAUCCAAGACCUGAUUGAUGCGAAACCGGCAAUAUAAUAUCUGUAUCUUGCAUCCUCAAAACGGAUUGGAAAUACAGGUAGAUAUGCGUUGGUGUAAGUGGUGGCCUUUCGCAACUACAAUAGGUACCUCCCAACUCUCCUUUUUGGACGCCUCCCUUAACGAUAAGAUAAAGGCUUAUCGAUAACACCUAUCGUUCGACUUCCCUUGGGGAAUUUUUAUCGCGUGCCGACCGGUCGGGGAUAGCUUCAGAAUGUUCUUGACUCAAAACCGACAGCAUCAGGACUGCACAAUUCGUAUGGAUGGGUGGUAGAUUCAAGCUUCCAUCGGAACUAGGUCUCAUGCGAUCAUGUCUCCGCUCAUCUUCGUUCCGUACGACGACAUAUAGUAGUAUCGGCACCUUCAAGCCAAGAUGGCCCUCUUCUCAAUUCGCGCGGAGGGCCGGAGCCCUGCCGGGGACAACCGCUCGAUCCUGGAUACUAAACGUCCCGCGGCGAUAUAGCAGCACGAAGGCCGUAGUAGCUAGUGAUCUAGAGCGUCGCAUCGCGGCUAUCCCCAUAGAACGCUUUCGUAACUUUUGUAUCGUCGCUCAUAUCGAUCACGGGAAAUCCACCCUGUCGGACCGUCUACUCGAGAUCACCGGCACCAUAUCGUCUUCCAAUACCAAUCGCCAGAUUCUCGAUACUCUAGAAGUCGAGCGCGAGAGGGGUAUCACCGUCAAAGCUCAAACUUGUACCAUGAUCUAUAACCAUAAUGGUGUCGACUAUCUGCUGCAUCUCGUCGACACGCCCGGUCACGUGGACUUCCGCGCCGAGGUUACGAGGUCGUACGCGAGCUGCGGAGGCGCUAUCUUGCUUGUCGACGCGAGCCAGGGAGUGCAAGCCCAGACGGUUGCCAACUUUUACCUCGCCUUUGCGGAAGGACUCAAGAUUUUACCGGUCAUCAAUAAAAUCGAUAUGACGGCAGCCGACGUGCCGAGAGUCUUAGAGCAGCUAGAGUCUACUUUCGAGCUCGAUUCUAGCAAGGCUAUAGGAGUGAGCGCAAAGACCGGUCUCAACGUCAAAGAUAUCUUACCGGCCGUAGUUGAAAAUAUCCCAGCGCCCACCGGCGACGAGUCUAAGCCUUUGAGGAUGCUGCUCGUGGACUCGUGGUACGACAGCUUCCGGGGAGUUAUAUGUUUGGUCAGGCUCUUUGACGGAACCGCGAGGGCGGGAGACAGCAUCGUGAGCUUCGCGACGGGAAAUAGAUACACCAUCGGCGAGGUCGGUAUUCGAUAUCCCACUCAAGUUCCCCAGACGGUCCUGCGCGCAGGCCAGGUUGGUUACGUGUUCUUUAAUCCCGGUAUGAAGAAGAUCCAGGAUGCGAAGAUUGGGGAUACCUUCACCACCGUGGGCUCCGAGGAUAUUGUCGAGCCUUAUCCUGGCUUUGAAGAGCCUAAACCGAUGGUUUUCGUCGCUGCUUUCCCCACGGAUCCCGCCGAUUAUAGCCGCCUCUCGGACAGCAUCAACCAGCUCGUGCUGAACGAUCGUAGCGUUACCUUGUUUAAAGACCACUCCGAGGCGUUAGGAGCGGGUUGGCGCAUAGGCUUCCUCGGUAGCUUGCACUGCUCCGUUUUCCAGGACAGACUUCGUCAAGAGCACGGCGCGAGCAUCAUCAUCACGGAACCCGCCGUCCAGACAAAAGUUAGGUGGCGCGACGGAACCGAGUCGGUCCUGCAGAGCCCAACAGACUUUCCUGAUCAAGAUGACUCGCGCACCCGAGGCGCCACCUAUUACGAGCCUUACGUGCUAGCUACGUUGACGGUGCCGGAAGAGUUCCUAGGUCGCGCUAUCGAGCUGUGCGAAGCCAACCGCGGCGAGCAGGAGAGCAUCGAGUUCUUCCACGGCAUGCAGGUCAUCCUCAAGUACCGCAUCCCCACGGCACAGCUCGUAGACGACCUGUUCGGCAAGCUCAAGGGCGCUACAAAAGGAUACGCGACGCUGGACUACGAGGACGCCGGGUGGCGCGAGAGCAAGCUCGUGAAGCUGCAGCUCUUGGUCAACAAGCAGCCGGUGGACGCCAUCUCGCGGGUGGUGCAUCUAUCUCAAGUGGAGCGGCUAGGAAGGCAGUGGGUGACCAAGUUCAAGGAGCACGUUCAGCGGCAGAUGUUCGAGGUCGUGAUACAGGCGGCGGUGGGAAAGAAGAUCAUCGCGAGAGAGACGCUGAAGCCGUUCCGUAAGGACGUGCUCGCCAAGCUGCACGCUAGCGAUAUAAGCCGUCGCAGGAAGCUGUUGGAGAAGCAGAAGGAAGGUCGCAAGAGGCUGCGCGCCGUGGGUAAUGUUGUGAUUGAGCAGGAAGCGUUUCAAAGGUUUUUAGCCAAGUAGUUAUGUGUAUUAUACCAAUUAAUUCAACUGCAUUGAUGGUAUUUUUUCUUGGUCUCUUUUUUUUAAACUAUAUCCGUUAGAUCCCUCCGUCCACGAACUGGCAAUAUUUCAAAUAUUUUGACCUUAGAGGCGUUAGAGUCAAAAUGUGCCACAGGUGGUGUAAUAGCGUAAGUUAACACCCCCGCAAAAAAUGGCCUGGUGGGCGUAAAUAGGUGGAUAAUGGUAGACGAGGCUAUCUCCAACUGCAGAUACCACGUAUUGGGACCUCGCUCUGGCGUGGUAACCAGUCUGUGGG